AUGGGUCACCCCGCUCCAGUCGACGUACUGCGCAAGAUGAUCACGACCAACAUGAUCAAGGAUGUGCGAGUCCCUCUCAAGUUGGGUGGAGCAAGUGCAUGCCGCGGGUGUCAACAAGGUGAAAAAGUCCAAAAACCAUUCCCAAGCAACCGCGACAAGCGCAGCUAUGAUAAGUGUGAGCUGCUUCAUCUGGACAUCUGUGGGUCCAUGGAAAAUGAUUCGCUCGGUGGUAGCAGAUAUCUGCUACUGAUCGUAGACGAAGCCAGUGGAGUGGAUGCACGAAGGGCUUUUGUUUACGAGUGA
Peronospora matthiolae is the source of this 303-nucleotide messenger RNA. The record is from the annotation of a GenBank genome assembly. Lineage: Eukaryota; Oomycota; Peronosporomycetes; Peronosporales; Peronosporaceae.